AUGACAGGCUUAGAGCGGAAAGUCAGGAGCCUUGUGUGGAUCAGAAACAACUGUUCUGACAAUCAGUUCCUGAGCCUCAGCCUGCCGGGAGAGGGCAUCCCAAAAGUAGAGGUGUGCAUGACUGCAGGGUUGGCGGGGAAAAUCAUGGGGCUGAUCUUCAUUACUAGAGAAGGGGAGGAAGUUGGGCAGUAUUACACCAGCUACACAGAGAAUGAGGUGCUGGAGGUCAUGCGGCACAUGGCCAAAAACGCCAUGCGAAUCAACGAGAACAUAACCAAGUUCACCGCCAUCAGGAAUAAGUUCAUCCUGCUGUGUACACCUAAAGCCCUGACUCCACAUCUGUGUGUGGGCGCCUACGUGUGUUGCAGGGAGGGCGAGAUUGCGGCCAGAAAGCUGGCAUGGCCGAGGGGAGGACACCAGGCGCAGACCCCUGCCGCGUGGAGAAAAGCGAAGGCGCGGACGACGAGCGUCUUCCGCUCUGAGUCCGUGUGGAGCGAAAAGACAGCUCCACAGACACCCAGGACUCAGAGCCGGGAGCUGUGCGCGGGUCGGAAACAACCCCGAGGGUGUUUCCGUGCCCUGUCCAGCCCUGGGGCGCAGGUACCAGAGGAGAACGCUUUCCUUCAGCAACAGUCCGAAGCCUCUGCGGCUCCGAAGCGGCCACAGCCUCGGGCCGCACAGCUUCUCCGCUACGAAAGGAGGCGGUGCCCGCUCCGCCCCGCGCCGCGCCCACCAGCUCGCGGAAAGAUUCGUUUCCUAAACCAGAGCUGGGAAUCUCUGUUCUUCCUACAGCUGUCUGUGUUGAACGCCAGCCGCAAGGUCAAAUGCGAGCUGGGUCUCAGGGUGCGGGUGGGUCCUCUUGGAUACCUCGCCAGGCCCCAGCCCUGA
Rangifer tarandus platyrhynchus (Svalbard reindeer) is the source of this 888-nucleotide messenger RNA. The record is from the annotation of a GenBank genome assembly. NCBI's taxonomy places the organism in Eukaryota, Metazoa, Chordata, Mammalia, Artiodactyla, Cervidae.